This is a messenger RNA of Morchella importuna, 4746 nucleotides long. RefSeq lists its product as uncharacterized. The record is from RefSeq and is a predicted model, not a curated record. Gene Ontology annotation, molecular function: guanyl-nucleotide exchange factor activity. Gene Ontology annotation, biological process: regulation of ARF protein signal transduction. The coding region runs from base 1 to 4746 and encodes 1581 amino acids. NCBI's taxonomy places the organism in Eukaryota, Fungi, Ascomycota, Pezizomycetes, Pezizales, Morchellaceae. The transcript has 9 exons.
AUGGAGGACGAUAUCAUCCCAACCUUUCCCCCACUCCCGCGCGCACUCUCGGUUGCGAUCGAUCCGAUUGCGCUGGUCACAACAGAAUGUAUCAUUAUCACCUCGGCAAUGCGGAAGAAUGCCAGGUGGGCACAGAGCAGCGUGAGUGUUAUUCUCGGGGGAGGUGGAAAUUCAGGGUUGAUUGGAGCUGGAGGGACUCCUAGUAGUGGGAUGUCAACGCCAGUUCCGGGAAGCCCUGCCGCAAGCUUGCAAAGAGGGAGGGUAGGCGCGAAGGGUGUUCUGGACGAGUUGAAUGGGGACGUGGGGUUAGCGGGGAGGUGGGGGUUGAGGGGAAAAAAGGGAAAGAGCAUACAGGAUAACCCGCUUAUGGCGGCAUUUUCAAAACUCAGAGUAGAUCUACAGGAUUGCAAAGAUAUUAGAACAUUUGAUACGCCUUCCCUCCUUCAUCCCUUUCUCCAAGUGAUCCGUUCCUCCUCAACCUCCGGCCCAAUAACUUCCCUAGCCCUCAUUAGUAUUUCAAAGUUCUUCUCAUAUGGACUCAUCUCUAGUACCUCGCCAAGGCUCUCCACGGCUAUGCAGCUCCUCUCAUCAGGAAUCACCCAUUGCCGUUUUGAGGCCUCCGAUUCGGCACAAGAUGAAGUAGUCCUGCUACGUAUCCUUAAGCUUAUGGAGAUGAUGAUCUCAGGUCCUGGUGGCGCUCUGCUGGGAGAUGAGAGCGUGUGUGAAAUGAUGGAGACAGGAUUGAGUAUGUGCUGUCAAAUGAGACUCUCCGAAGUCCUCAGAAGGAGUGCGGAAAUGAGUAUGGUAUUCAUGUGCCAGGUUGUUUUUGAACGACUGAAGCAUCUGGAAAUCGAGGCGGAGGAUGAGGGCACAAACCUUGAGGAUGGGUAUUCGGGGGAUCAGAUGGGAGCCGUGAAAAUGGAACCAUCAGUUAAUGGAGAAAAUACAGCCAUCCAGCCUCUGCAGCCUUCUGAUGGUCGACCAUCUACCGAUUUAGUCAUAGACACGAGUAGAGAUCAACCAACGCCGACUCUGACUGUUGCACCUGUGAAUAUGGAUAAAGCGCCCGACUCAGAAUCAAGCACGGAGAUUGCAGAGAUUAAGCCCUAUUCACUCCCUUCUAUCAGGGAAUUACUAAGGGUCCUGGUGGAGUUAUUAGACCCUCAUAAUAAAACCCAUACAGACACAAUGCGAGUCAUGGCCAUGCGAAUUAUUGAUGUUGCGUUCGAAGUUGCGGGACCUAGCAUUGCAAAACACCCAAGUCUGGCAACCCUUGCUAAAGACGAUCUAUGCCGCUACCUCUUCCAAUUGGUCCGUAGUGAUACGAUGAGUAUUCUCCAAGAAUCACUCCGCGUCACAGGUACCGUCCUAGCAACCACACGCGGAGUACUUAAGCUACAACAAGAGCUAUUCCUGAGCUACGUGGUCGCAUGUUUACAUCCCCGAGUUGAGAUCCCACGAGAACCAGGAAUAGAUCCAAUUCUGUACGAGGGUGUCCCACAGGCCCCGAAAUUAGUCAAACCGGGACCGAGUCAAGGGAGUUCUGGAAGGAACACACCAGUUCAGGUGAAAGAGAGGCAGAAACUAGGCUUAGAGGGUGGAACAAGAAGGCCAGAUGCACGUGAGGCAAUGGUGGAAAGUGUUGGUGCGCUCGCAAGAAUACCAACCUAUAUGGUGGAGUUAUACGUGAACUAUGACUGUGAGGUUGAUCGGAGUGAUCUAUGUGAAGAUGUGGUGGGGUUCUUGAGUAGGAAUGCUUUUCCCGAUUCAGCAACAUGGAGCACCACGAAUGUUCCUCCAUUAUGUCUGGAUGCUUUAUUGGGAUAUAUCUCAUUUAUUUCUGAUCGACUCAAUGAUCACCCUCACACAGAAGGCCUCCCCUCACCCGAUGUCCUUAGGGCGCAGCGCUCCCUUAAGCAGACCGUAAUCCGGGGCGCUGCCCGUUUCAACGAAGACCCCAAAAAAGGAAUUGCAUUCCUCGUUUCACAAGGGAUCAUUGACUCUGCAGACAACCCUGCGUCCAUUGCAAAGUUCCUACAAGGAACUACUCGUCUUAAUAAGAAAGUCCUUGGAGAGUAUAUAUCGAAGAAGCAGAAUGAAGCGAUACUUAAAGAGUUUAUGGAGAUGUUUGACUUUAGAGGGAAGAGAGUCGACGAGGCAUUGAGGGAUAUGCUGAACUCAUUUAGAUUGCCUGGGGAGAGUGCACUGAUUGAGAGGAUCGUAGAGAGAUUUAGUGAGUUAUAUUGUGGACCAGCGAAGCCUGAGGAGGUGGCGGAUAAGGAUUCGGUUUUCGUCCUCACUUAUGCCAUUAUCAUGUUGAAUACGGAUCAACAUAACCCAAAUCUUAAGCAACAAAGUCGUAUGAAAUAUGAAGAUUUUGCUCGAAACCUUAGGGGUGUGAACGGCGGAAAGAACUUCGCGCCGGAAUACCUUCAAGCUAUAUACGACACGAUUCGUACAAAUGAGAUUAUUUUGCCCGAGGAACACGAUAAUAAACACGCGUUUGAUUCAGCGUGGAAGGAGUUGCUUAUUAAGGCAUCAUCUAACGGAAAUCUCACUAUCUGCGACACCAAUAUCUACGACGCUGACAUGUUCGCAGCGACUUGGAAACCGAUUGUAGCGACAUUGAGCUACGUUUUUAUGUCUGCCACUGACGACGCCGUAUUCCAUAGGGUCAUUACUGGGUUCGACCAAUGCGCGAUGAUUGCGGCAAAGCAUGGACUUAAGGAUGUGCUAGAUCACGUCGUAAGAUGUUUAAGCACAAUAUCCACAUUGGCCACCGAAAAACCACCCAGCACAAGUCUUAACACAGAGAUACAAGUCAAGGGGAACAGCGUAAUGGUUUCUGAGCUUGCGGUAAAGUUUGGAAGAGACUUCAAAGCGCAAUUGGCCAUGGUGGUCUUAUUUCGAGUAAUUACAGGGAAUGAGGAGAUCCUGAAUAAGGGAUGGGAUCAAAUCGUUAGGAUAUGGUUGAAUCUUUUUGUCAACUCGCUCAUCCCUCCAUUCUUUGCACAGAGCGACAGUGGGUUGGAUAUUCCACCAAUUCAGUUGCAGACACCGAGUGUAGUGAUUGAAAGGAACCAGGCAACGAGAGAUGUGGGGUUAUUUUCUGCCCUGAGUAGUUAUCUGUCGAGUUAUGCGAGUGAUGAUCCGCCGGAGCCGAGUGAUGAAGAGUUGGAUAGUACGCUGUGUACUGUAGAUUGUAUAAAUGUUUGCCACCUGGGGGAUAUGUUUGCAAAUAUCAUGCACCUUGACGCCGCCGCGCUGGAUCCCCUGGUUACUUCGCUACUGGCGCAACUACCAAAUAUUGAUGACGACGACGAUGACGAAAAUGUUGUUGUUCUGAAACCAGAUUAUAACUCGCCCACAAACGGAACUCACACGGUCAAUAAGGGACCUAAGUAUGAUCCUGCGGUGGUGUAUGUACUCGAAUUCGCAACGAGCUUGGUGCUUAAAGAUGAAUCGACUGUUGCUACACAUGGGAAGGUACUUGCAGAUACACUUAUGGGGAUUAUCCGAAAUUCGACUCGCGUGCAUAGCAUUAUCGUCUCGAGGGUAGUCUAUUACCUAUUCUCACUCCUUCAAGCAAGCCAUGAGCACUCUUUCUUGAAUGUUCCUGUUGUCUUACAUUCCAUCGCGGCGCUUGACAAGACCCUGCUGGACAAGGCGGCUUCGUUAGUAAUCAAGGGACUUUCAAAGUGCGCAAAGAGCGGAUCAUCGUCGUUGAAAAGCGAGAUGAUUAAUUCUCCAGAUUUUUGGGUGUUAUUCAGAGCACUUCUUCCGAAUGUGGAUGCAUGUGCUGAGGUGUUUGGUGUGAUGGAGUUUAUCACUACUGAGAGUCCCGGAAAUGUUACGAGUGAUAACUAUGUUCCUGUUGUGUCAUUAUUGAACGAUUUCGCGAGCGCCGGGAGUGUUGGGAGUGUCUUUGAGCAGAAGCAGGAUAAAUUGGCUCGACGAGGGAAGGCGAAGAAGCUGGUGGACCGUCCGGAUUCGGAGGUUGUUUUGAGGGGUGUGAAAGCAGUUCAUAUGAUUUUUCAACUCACUUCUAGAGUGCCAACUCUAAUCUUGCAAUCUCACCUGGAAAAGAAAGAAGCUUGGACAACUUAUUGGACGCCAAUCCUUGAAUCUCUCAGCGCACAGUGUAUCAAUCCAUGUCGUGAAAUUCGAGGCCAAGCGUUCACUUCUUUGCAGCAAUCGCUUCUCUCGCCGGCGCUCACAUCUGAUGACCAUCACGAGUGGACGGCGAUUUUUGGGGAUGUUUUAUUUCCUCUUAUAAACCGCUUGCUCAAGCCGGAAGUGUAUCAGUCAGAUCCUAGAGGCAUGAGUGAUACCAGGGUUCUGGCUGCUACUAUGCUUUGCAAAGUAUUUUUGCACUACCUGGUGAUGCUAGCAGAGUGGGAUGGAAUGCUGGAUCUAUGGUUGAAAAUUUUGGAUAUCAUGGAUAGGCUCAUGAACAGUGGACAAGGUGAUCAUCUUGAGGAAGCGGUACCGGAGAGUCUGAAAAAUGUUCUCCUAGUUAUGGCAAGUGGGAAAUAUCUUGUUCCACCAGAGGAGGAUGCUACUGGCGAGGAGUUAUGGAACCAAACGUGGAAACGACUGGAGCGAUUCCUGCCAGGCUUCCUUGCAGAAUUGUUCCCUCCAUCACCUCCGCCGCCACCGCCGCCAGCAUUGAAAGAAGAGCCCACAGAAAAGUUGGAAGCAGACAGCGCAGUCGAGGCUUCUUCAGAAGUUCCACCUGCCUCAUAG